AUGGCAAGUAGAAGACGAGGGGAGAGGCGGUUUCCGGCCGAUCGUAACCCCGCAAAACAGGUCAUGAGACGCCCUAAAACCAAAACCGCAGGCGCCACUGUCCAUUACCUCCUCUUUGGCACUUCGCUCUUUUUCUUCUUCUUUGCCGCAUGUAUCUUGGUGGGAUACAAAGUAAUAACAUUCUACGGUAGUGCCGAAAUCGACGAUGCGUCUUCUAUAUUUGAAAGGGGCUUGGUUAAGACUGAUAUCACUUAUCAACAGAUCCUCUCUGAGAAUUUAAAGACCUCGGCGAACACAUCGCAUAGAAACUUCAAACCUCCUGUGCUGGCGGAUGUCACACCCUGGAAUGCCAAGGGCUAUGACUUUGCAAAGAGGUUCAGUUUCAAGUUUACCCAUCUCUCGCCUGUGUGGUAUCAGCUAAAAAGUUCUGGGGCAAAAUUAUAUCUCGAGGGACGCCAUAAUGCUGAUGUAGAUUGGAUCCAGGAAGUUCGGAAUAAUGGUCAUACUCUAGUGUUACCUAGUGUUGCGUUGGAAGCAUCACCUGUUAAGCUCCUAACAAAGAAGAAGCAGUGGCUCAAGGCAAUUGAUCUUAUAGUUUCAGAGUGCAAAGACUUGGGCUAUGACGGAAUUGUGUUGGAAUCCUGGUCAUUAUGGGCAAAUUAUGGAGUAUUGCAAGAUCAGGACAUGCGCAAGAAGGCACUGGAGUUCAUCAAACAAUUGGGACUAGCAUUGCAUUUAGUUCGUCUAAAGCAGGACUCUGACUGCAGCUUGCAGUUGGUGUAUGUUAUUGGUCCUCCAAAUAAGCAUUCCCCUAAAGAGCUAAUGUUUUCAUCGGAGGAUUUUGAGUACUUGAUUGAAGCUGUUGAUGGAUUUUCAUUGAUGACUUAUGAUUUCUCAAGCGCCUUCUAUGUUGGUCCCAAUGCACCAUUGUACUGGGUUCGGGCUGUAGUACAGUUUCUGGCAGGAAACAAUGAAAGUCUGAGAAGCCUUGCGCAUAAAGUUUUUGUGGGCAUCAAUUUCUAUGGAAAUGAUUUUGUGCUUCCUCAAGAAUCUAAAGGUGGUGGGCCUAUAACUGGAAAUGAGUAUCUGUCUCUGUUGUCAAAGUACAAACCUGUGUUGCAUUGGAAGGAAGAUAUUGCAGAGCAUUACUUCUCGUAUAUCGAUAAUCAACAGAAGCAUGUGGUCUAUUACCCAUCAUUGAUGUCGAUCUCAAAGCGAUUGGAUGAAGCUCGAGCUUGGGGAGCUGGUUUGGCAAUUUGGGAGAUUGGACAAGGUUUGGACUAUUUUUUUGAUCUUUUGUAA
Messenger RNA from Amborella trichopoda, 1302 nucleotides. Its product is annotated as Glycosyl hydrolase superfamily protein. The record is from RefSeq and is a predicted model, not a curated record. Gene Ontology annotation, biological process: carbohydrate metabolic process. Gene Ontology annotation, molecular function: chitin binding; oligosaccharide binding. Lineage: Eukaryota; Viridiplantae; Streptophyta; Magnoliopsida; Amborellales; Amborellaceae. Gene Ontology annotation, cellular component: endomembrane system.